GAGCUGAACGCUAGUCAAUCAUUUGCUUAGCCACCUUAAACUCGCUCCCGUCUGCGCGCCCCCGCGAGAGCUGCGAGAGGAGCUGUCGGCAGUGAGAUCAUAGGAGAGUCCACGCUUGAAGAAAGUAGGUUAGCAGGGUAGACUGAGAGGAAAGCAAGCGAAGAGACAGAGCGCAGUAGGGGGCGUUGAACAGCACUCGUCAAACCGUGUGGGACUAUUCUGUCAGAAAAGUUCAGCCAAAUCUAUCAACCGAGACCGUAAACGAUGCGAUCCAAAGCGACUUUCUGCACUGUUUUAUUUUGCUCGGACUUGACAGAAGGAUAGAGGAGUUUCGGUUAGCUUUUUUUUUUUUCCAUCGUGUAUUACGAGAGAGUUGUCUGCAGCCGGAAAGAAGUUAAUAUUUACACAGCCAGGUCACUCUGGCUCCUGCGUUUUAUCCUGCUUUUUCCUGUAAUCUACAUGAUCCACAUGUAGCCGAGUUUCCAUCGUCCACGAGUCAACAAGAAAACGUCAAACAUGAGAGCUCAAAUCGAGGUCAUACCCUGUAAGAUCUGCGGGGACAAGUCCUCAGGAAUCCACUAUGGAGUCAUCACCUGCGAAGGCUGCAAGGGUUUCUUCCGCCGCAGCCAGCAGAACAAUGCCAUGUACUCUUGUUCCCGUCAGAGGAACUGCCUGAUCGACCGAACUAACCGUAACCGCUGCCAGCACUGCCGCCUACAGAAGUGUCUGGCUUUGGGCAUGAGCAGAGAUGCUGUCAAAUUUGGUCGUAUGUCUAAGAAGCAGCGUGACAGCCUCUACGCUGAGGUGCAAAAACACCAGAAAUCCCAGGAGUGUGCGGGCUCCGGAGGGGGAGGACCUACCUCUCUGUCCUUGACCAAGGAGGAUGGUGUCUGUGGUAGUAGCCGGGAGGACGCUGAAGAGGGUCUGAGCCGGUCUUACAGCACCGGGGGCUCCAGCUCCACUCUCAGUGACCUGGAUGACAUCGCGGCGCUGCCUGACCUGUUUGACCUGCCGCUGACCCCCGAAGAGGCCAGCGAGUACUGCAGCCUGGAGCUGCUGGGCGGAGGAGCCAGCACCGGCAACACCUCCAACUCAUCGUCCUCUUCUUCUUCCUCCUCAUCCUUGUCCAAUCAGAAUUCCCCACAGCAGACUAUGCUGGACGGAGGGGACAGCAACGGUCUCCAGCUCCUGCAUACACACUCUCACACACAUCUGCUGGGACAUACGCAUGCACUGCUGGACCAACUGCCGGAUGACUGCUCAAUAACAGACCUUGAGCGCAUCACUCAGAGUAUUGUUAAGUCUCACUUGGAGACAUGUCAGUACAGCGCUGAAGACAUGAAGAGAUUCACCUGGGCACAAUACACACCUGAGGAAACGCGGGCUUUUCAAAACAAGUCGGCGGAGUGGAUGUGGCAGCAGUGUGCUCACCACAUCACCAAUGCCAUUCAGUAUGUGGUGGAGUUUGCCAAACGCAUCACUGGUUUCAUGGACCUGUGCCAGAACGAUCAGAUUAUUUUGCUGAAAGCAGGUUGUCUGGAAGUCCUGCUGAUACGAAUGUGCCGAGCUUUCAACGUCAACAACAGCACCAUUUUCUUUAACGGGAAGUUUGCCCCGGCUCACUUCUUCAAAGCACUUGGUUGUGACGACCUGGUCAGUGCAGUGUUUGACCUGGGGAAAGGACUCUGCCGCCUGCAGCUGUCAGACGAAGAAAUGGCUCUGUUUAGUGCCGCAGUCCUUCUGUCUCCUGAUCGACCCUGGCUAACAGAAGGCCAAAAGGUUCAGAAACUCCAGGAGAAAGUCUACCUGGCUCUACAGCACAGUCUGCAUAACCGCGGAGCUUCUGAUGAGAAACUGGACAAGAUGGUGUCCAAGCUGCCAACAAUGAAGUCUAUCUGUAACCUCCACAUUGACAAACUGGAGUUUUUCCGUUUGGUCCAUCCAGAGACCGCUUACAGUUUCCCACCACUGUACCGGGAAGUGUUUGGCAGCGAGAUGUCUCUGCCUGACUCCACCAACAGCUAGAUAGACAUACCAGAGAGAUGGAAAGAGUUUAUUCAGAGGCAGGGAAGCAAAAGGAGAGACAGAGUAGAAUAGAGAUGUUGAAGCUCAAUAACUACCAGCAGUAACGAGACAAUCCAGGACUUUAAAUACUCCGUCUCCCAUGAUCCCAAAGUAGUCCUCCAUUUUCCCAGCAGGCAAAAGCACCUUACACUACAGACCACACAUGCUCAUGGUCCUCUGCGUAUUGUAGCAUUAAAUACAAGCAGGAUGGGCAUUGUAGUAAUAACACAGCAGCCCACUUAGCAUGUGAACGAUCUAAGCUCGAACCAUUUUUGAACAUCAGAUCCACGGAGGAUCGCCCAACCAUUUAUGAAUGUACCUCAUCGAUCAGCACCAGUGCACCAUUAAGAACCUAUCUACAGUGAAUGUACAACCCUGCCACUCUGAGACAGAGUUUUACACGUAGUAAAAGAAGACAUGUUGAUCAACAGCUCAUUUGAUACAACUCUCUGUAUUAAUACAUCUCAGUAUGGUGUCCUUGCGUAUUCAUACUGAGAAUAUCCUUUUACCGACCAUUGCUUAUGGACCAAGAUCAUGAGUCAUAGUCCCUUAAAUAAAGGACACACAGAUAUGAUAUGACUCACAGCUCAGGCUGACUUCCAUAAUCAGCAUAGAACCAGUCUCGCACACAUUUAGACAGUGUUCGGUGCUGCCUCUUUGUAGGCUUUUGUAAUGCAAUGAGAAACCUCAGUCCCACACACCCCUUUCCUUGUAAAUGCCACUUAGAAACAGGAAAAGAUGAAAUUAUCUUUAAUUUAUAUACACAUUUAUAAACAAAUAUUUUAAAUAAGAAUGUAAAUAGAUGACUAUAUAAGUAUAUGGAGAGUGUUAGAACGAGAGAGUUCAGUCCAGAGAGAAAAGUGGAAAGCGAGACGUUAAGAGAUGCCGGAGGGGGAAAAAAGGAUGGAUAUUUCAUGAAGGCAGAUUUUUUUGGACUAAAAUGUUUUUCUGGACUAUUCACUUUUUUGACAGAACUCUCAGGUUUCCUGGGCAACAACCCCUUCUUGCCCACGACGCCAAAGCCCAACUGGGUAAGGCGCGGUCAAGCAAUGGGGUGGACACUUGUUGCAGAUGCAACGCAGCGGGGAGGGGGGCAGCAUACCCAAAACAAAGGCGAAAAUGACAUUGCCUUUUUCAUUGCAUCAAACUGAGAGAUUUCAGUGAACGCUGUCGCUGCCUUCCCCCCCUUGUCUAAAGAGACACCAGGACAAACAGGACACUAAAGAAAACGGAAAGCAAGGCAAAAGAAGACUUCAUGAACUGUAUGAUGAACGGGGAUACACAGGGUUUCCCCACCUGUUCUAAUCAUUAAUCAGUACCAUAGUUGUAGAAUAUUUGUCUUUCACUCAUAAUGUUUCAUUUUGGUUAAAGGUUGGGACGCUCAUGGUUCAUAAUAUGUAUCAUAAACCCUCCUUGCUGAUUGGAGCAUCUGUAUUAUUUUGUACAUUUGCUGUUCCUCUCUCUUUUAGUCCCAAAGCCAACACUUGUCCAAUCACCAAGCACUUAUACUUUCCUCUUUCUCGCAGGACACUAGUCUGAGGCCAGACAGAGCUACCAGCUGCCCCCUGAGUUGGGCCUCAAAGCCAGUAAGACUUUGUGGUUUUCAGUCAGUCAGUUCUUUACUUUCAUUUUUAAUUCCAUAUCUGUCAUUCAAAAUCAUCCACAUCUGUUUACAUGAAUCAUGUACAUAAAUAACACACUUCCUGCAGGUCGGUCUAGAAUUAAGAUGAUGGUAAUAAUGUCUUACUCGGGUGCUGUGAUGUUCUUGAUCAGUCUGCGGACCUGCGGCUCAGGGAGCUAGCUGUGAUCUCUUCUUGUCCCUUUAUAACCAGUGUCAUCUUUAAGCCUUGUGCUCCUCACACCUUUGCACCUAAGAUGAGACCCAUAACCAUUAUCACUGUGUUCUAUUUUUGUGAAUGUUACUCACAAAGUGUCAAAGCCCUUCCCGUUUGUCCUAAUAUUGUAACUUUACAGUUUUUCAAGACAAAGGAGUUCAUAAAAAAAAAACAUGACUAAAUCAGUUAAGAGUUAAAGAUGGAUUUUAUUAUCGGGCUAAAAUGUUUCUUUUGCUGUGAUUUACAUUUAUUUGUCAGUCUUUUCUUUACCUUUCUUUAAGUGGCUCCACUUUUGUCUUGUAAAGUCAGUGAUCUGUUUUUUUAUUGAAGAAAGAUUAGGACAAGUCAAAACGAAAAAGAAUAGUUUUUUCCCCGUCUCUUUCCCUUUUUGACAAAAUGUACAAGAGGUAUAUUACUAGUCCAAGAGUAACUGAGUCACACAGCGCAAUAUAUAUUGUUUUCCAAUGGGAUACAUUAUAUGUGGUUUUAAGAAUGUAAUAAAUGGUUUCCUUUUCUUUUAAAA
Molecule: messenger RNA, 4422 nt
Organism: Labrus mixtus (cuckoo wrasse)
Lineage: Eukaryota; Metazoa; Chordata; Actinopteri; Labriformes; Labridae
Gene: rorcb
Product: RAR-related orphan receptor C b
Exons: 10
Coding region: 517-2025 (502 amino acids)
Biological process (GO): regulation of transcription by RNA polymerase II
Cellular component (GO): nucleus
Molecular function (GO): zinc ion binding; nuclear receptor activity; RNA polymerase II cis-regulatory region sequence-specific DNA binding
Source: RefSeq, a predicted model, not a curated record